AGGCGACUGGUCUUUUGCGCUCCUUAGCCCUCUGUCCACGCACCACUCCGAGGGCUAGAGCCUCCACCCCUUCUACAGCCAGCACCAUGCGCGAGAUCGUGCACAUCCAGGCCGGCCAGUGUGGCAACCAGAUCGGCGCUAAGUUUUGGGAGGUGAUAAGUGAUGAGCAUGGCAUCGACCCCACUGGCAGUUACCAUGGAGACAGUGACUUGCAGCUGGAGAGAAUCAAUGUGUACUACAAUGAAGCUGCUGGCAACAAAUAUGUACCUCGGGCCAUCCUAGUGGACCUGGAGCCAGGCACCAUGGACUCUGUGAGGUCCGGACCGUUCGGCCAGAUCUUCAGGCCAGACAACUUUGUGUUCGGUAUGUCGUCAUGCUCCGUGAGAGCUGGCCAGAUGACUCAUUCCCUUCCUAGCAGCCGUGGGCUUUACAGUUCUGUGUGCAGCAUCCAGCUGAGCCUGUGUCCCACACACCCCAAGUCCUGGCCUAACCUAGUCGACAAUGAGGCUCUGUAUGACAUCUGCUUCCGCACCCUGAAGCUGACCACACCCACCUAUGGUGAUCUCAACCACCUGGUGUCAGCCACCAUGAGUGGAGUGACCACCUGCCUGCGCUUCCCGGGCCAGCUGAACGCAGACCUGCGCAAGCUGGCUGUGAACAUGGUGCCAUUCCCACGCCUGCACUUCUUCAUGCCAGGCUUUGCACCUCUGACCAGCCGGGGCAGCCAGCAGUACCGAGCCCUGACAGUGCCCGAGCUCACCCAGCAGAUGUUCGACUCCAAGAACAUGAUGGCUGCCUGCGACCCGCGCCAUGGCCGCUACCUGACCGUGGCUGCCAUUUUCCGUGGCCGCAUGUCCAUGAAGGAGGUGGAUGAGCAGAUGCUCAACGUGCAGAACAAGAACAGCAGCUACUUCGUGGAGUGGAUCCCCAACAACGUCAAGACGGCCGUGUGUGACAUCCCUCCUCGUGGCCUCAAGAUGUCAGCCACCUUCAUUGGCAACAGCACUGCCAUCCAGGAGCUGUUCAAGCGCAUCUCGGAGCAGUUCACUGCCAUGUUCCGGCGCAAGGCUUUCCUGCACUGGUACACGGGCGAGGGCAUGGACGAGAUGGAGUUCACCGAGGCGGAGAGCAACAUGAAUGACCUGGUGUCUGAGUACCAGCAGUACCAGGAUGCCACGGCUGAUGAGCAGGGCGAGUUCGAGGAGGAGGAGGGCGAGGAUGAGGCUUGAGAACAUCUCAGAUACAUUGUGCACCCUUAGUGAACUUCUGUUGUCCUCCAGCAUGGUCUUUCUAUUUGUAAAUUAUGGUGCUCAGUUUGCCUCUGUCAGAAAUUCACUGUUGAUGUAAUAGUGUGAACCUCUUUCAAGAUCACAGUAUUGUCUCAGAAAUCUAUAUGAAUAAAAAAGCAUGUGUAUAAAAUCUA
Messenger RNA from Mus pahari (shrew mouse), 1423 nucleotides. RefSeq names its product tubulin beta-2A chain-like. The coding region runs from base 87 to 1229 and encodes 380 amino acids. Gene Ontology annotation, cellular component: microtubule; cytoplasm. NCBI's taxonomy places the organism in Eukaryota, Metazoa, Chordata, Mammalia, Rodentia, Muridae. The record is from RefSeq and is a predicted model, not a curated record. The transcript has 4 exons. Gene Ontology annotation, biological process: mitotic cell cycle; microtubule cytoskeleton organization. Gene Ontology annotation, molecular function: GTPase activity; GTP binding; structural constituent of cytoskeleton.